Calidris pugnax (ruff) is the source of this 3770-nucleotide messenger RNA. Its product is annotated as E3 ubiquitin-protein ligase HUWE1-like. The record is from RefSeq and is a predicted model, not a curated record. The transcript is spliced from 27 exons. The annotation marks the transcript as partial. Lineage: Eukaryota; Metazoa; Chordata; Aves; Charadriiformes; Scolopacidae.
GAAAACGCCCCAAAAAGGGGCUGGCAACCGCCAAGCAGCGCCUGGGCCGCAUCCUCAAGAUCCACCCUCCCCCCAAUGCCCUGGAGCUGCUGUGGUUCCCAACCCCUCCAAACUCUACGGGGACACCCCCAUUUCCCCAUAACCACCAGGAGGGCACCCCCAGCUCCCCCAAAACACCAAGGGGGGGUACCCCAAUUCCUCCAAAAUACUGGAGGGGCAGAGAAAAGGAAGGGAAAGACCCCAUUUCCCUGCCUCCAUUGGCUCUGGGGCCUGACCCUCUGCCCGCCUGGUGGGUUCAAAGGGAGUUGGGGGUCCCUGAAGAUAUCGGAUGGGGUUGUUUCUUGCUUUCCUCCCCAAAAUCUCACUUUGUAACCCCAAAAAAGUGCGAGCUGUACCACUGGGUGGAUCUGCUGGAUCGUUUCGACGGGAUCCUGGCGGAGGCGGGUCGGCCGGUGGAGAACAUGUCCUGGAUGUUGGCCUGCGACCGGCCGGAGCGGGAGCAACUCAAAGCUCUUCUCUUGGCUCUUCUCAACUUCACCGCCCUCCUCAUCGAGUACAGCUUCUCCCGCCACCUCUACAGCUCCAUCGAGCACCUGACGACGUUGUUGGCCUCCUCGGACAUGCAAGUGGUGUUGGCCGUGCUCAACCUCCUCUACGUCUUCAGCAAACGCUCUAAUUACAUCACUCGUUUGGGCUCCGAUAAACGAAGUCCUCUCCUCUCCCGUCUCCAGCACCUGGCUGAGAGCUGGGGCGGGAAAGAGAAUGGAUUCGGGUUGGCCGAGUGCUGUCGUGACCUCCACAUGAUGAAGUACCCCCCCAGUGCCACCACCCUCCACUUCGAGUUCUACGCCGAGCCGGGCGUCGAGGUGAAGGUGGACAAGCGGGCCACCAGCACCACCCUCCACUACAUCCACAUCGAGCAGCUGGACAAGAUCUCGGAGAGCCCCUCGGAGAUCAUGGAGUCCCUCACCAAGAUGUACAGCAUCCCCAAAGACAAGCAGAUGCUCCUCUUCACCCACAUCCGCUUGGCCCACGGCUUCUCCAACCACAAGAAGAGACUCCAAGCCGUGCAAGCCCGGCUCCACGCCAUCUCCAUUUUGGUUUACUCCAACGCCUUGCAAGAGUCAGCCAACAGCAUCCUCUACAAUGGCCUCAUCGAAGAGUUGGUUGACGUUCUCCAAAUCACCGACAAACAGCUGAUGGACAUCAAGGCUGCUUCCCUCCGCACCUUGACUUCCAUCGUCCACCUGGAGCGAACCCCCAAACUCAGCAGCAUCAUCGAUUGCACCGGAACCGCUUCCUACCACGGUUUUUUACCCGUUUUAGUCCGAAAUUGCAUCCAAGCCAUGAUCGACCCUUCCAUGGAGCCCUAUCCCCACCAGUUCGCCACCGCCCUCUUCUCCUUCCUCUACCACUUGGCCAGUUAUGACGCCGGCGGCGAAGCCUUGGUCUCCUGCGGGAUGAUGGAAGCUCUGCUGAAGGUGAUCAAGUUCUUGGGUGACGAGCAGGACCAGAUCACCUUCGUCACCCGGGCGGUGCGGGUGGUGGACCUCAUCACCAACCUGGACAUGGCGGCCUUCCAGUCCCACAGCGGCCUCUCCAUCUUCAUCUACCGCCUCGAGCACGAGGUGGACCUGUGCCGCCGGGAGUGUCCCUUUGUCAUCAAGCCCAAGGUGCAACGUCCCCCGGCGGCCGCCGCCGCCAUCGUCCCCGAGGGAGAGGAGAUGGAGACGGACAUGGAGGUGACCGACGUGGCCAUGGAGAGCAGCCCAGGUCCUUCCACCGAAACCCGGCCGGAUCCAGCGCCGUCGGCCAACGCCGCCAUCCCCACCACCAGCGCUGCCGCCAUCACCUCCUCCUCCCCACGCGGCGGAGUCCAGUGCAUCCCCCAACGCGCCGCUUUGCUCAAAUCCAUGCUGAAUUUCCUCAAAAAAGCCAUCCAAGAUCCCGCUUUCUCUGACGGCAUCCGCCAUGUGAUGGACGGCUCGCUCCCCACCUCCUUGAAGCACAUCAUCAGCAACGCCGAAUAUUACGGCCCUUCCCUCUUCCUCCUGGCGACCGAGGUGGUGACGGUCUUCGUGUUCCAGGAGCCUUCGCUGCUCUCCUCCCUGCAGGACAACGGCCUCACCGACGUCAUGCUCCACGCUCUCCUCAUCAAAGACGUACCCGCCACCCGGGAGGUUUUGGGUUCCUUACCCAACGUUUUCAGCGCCCUUUGCCUCAACGCCCGGGGCCUGCAGUCCUUCGUCCAGUGCCACCCUUUCGAGCGCCUCUUCAAAGUCCUCCUUUCUCCCGAUUUUGGCCCCCCCUGCAAUAAAAACCUUUUCCGUACCCCCACAGGUGACACAGCCUCCAACCUGGGCAGCGCCGUGGACGAGCUGAUGCGGCACCAACCCACCCUCAAGACGGACGCCACCACUGCCAUCAUCAAGCUUUUAGAGGAGAUUUGCAGCCUGGGCCGGGACCCCAAAUACAUCUGCCAGAAGCCCUCCAUGCAGAAAGCAGAUGGGACGGCGGCGGCCCCCCCUCCCCGUUCCCCCCACGCCGCUGAAGAAGCCUCCAGCGAGGAUGAGGAGGAGGAAGAAGUUCAGGCCAUGCAGAGCUUCAGCGCUACCCAACAGAGCGAGGCCGAGCCCAGCCAGCAGGUGGUGGGCACGGAGGAGCGCAUCCCCAUCCCCCUCAUGGACUAUAUCCUCAACGUGAUGAAAUUCGUGGAGUCGAUCCUCAGCAACAACACGACGGACGAUCACUGCCAGGAGUUCGUGGCCCAACGGGGGUUGCGGCCCCUCGUCACCAUUUUGGGGCUCCCCAAUCUGCCCGUGGAUUUCCCCACCUCUGCUGCUUGUCAGGCCGUGGCCGGCGUCUGCAAAUCCAUCCUGACACUGUCUCACGAGCCCAAGGUGCUGCAGGAGGGGCUGCUGCAGCUGGAGGGGGUGCUGUCUGCGCUGGAGCCCCUGCACCGGCCCAUCGAGGCCCCGGGGGGGUCGGUGCUGCUGCGGGAGCUGGCGGGGGCGGGCAGCGUCCCCGACGCCACCCUCUCUGCCCAGGCCACCCCCCUGCUGCACGCCCUCACCGCCGCCCACGCCUACAUCAUGAUGUUCGUCCACACCUGUCGCGUGGGGCAGAGCGAGAUCCGGGCCAUCUCGGUGAACCAGUGGGGCUCCCAGUUGGGGCUGAGCGUGUUGGGGAAACUGAGUCAGCUCUACUGCUCCCUGGUCUGGGAGAGCACCGUCCUCCUCUCCCUCUGCACCCCAAACAGCCUGACCUUCUUCAUCUGCUCGGUGGGCUUCACCUCCCCGAUGCUGUUUGACGAGCGCAAGUUCCCCUAUCACCUCAUGCUGCAGAAAUUCCUCUGCUCGGGUGGCCACAACGCCCUCUUCGAUCCCGAAAUGUCCCGAAACGUCCUGAAACGUCCCGAAAUGUCCCUAAACAUCCCUAAACGUCCCGAAAUGUCCCUAACUGUCCCCCAACUGUCCCCGCAGGCGGCCUUCACGUGCAUCAAGCAGCUGUGGAACCGGCGGCCGCUGAAGGUGUACGGGGGGCGCAUGGCGGAGUCCAUGCUGGCCAUCCUCUGCCACAUCCUGCGCGGGGAGCCCCUCAUCCGCGAGCGGCUGGGCCGAGAGAGGGAGGGACCCCGCGGCGAAGAGGAAGCCGGGGGAGACGAGGGGGGACCCCGCAGGGAACCCCAAGUCAACCAGCAGCAGCUGCAGCAGGUGGGGAGACCCCCCGACCCUUUAGAUGCCCCCAAAGCUUCUUCUGACCCCCCCUGA